Alosa alosa (allis shad) is the source of this 1972-nucleotide messenger RNA. RefSeq names its product gastric inhibitory polypeptide receptor (gene gipr). The transcript is spliced from 14 exons. Bases 377 to 1972 code for a protein of 531 amino acids. The record is from RefSeq and is a predicted model, not a curated record. NCBI's taxonomy places the organism in Eukaryota, Metazoa, Chordata, Actinopteri, Clupeiformes, Clupeidae. Gene Ontology annotation, cellular component: plasma membrane. Gene Ontology annotation, biological process: adenylate cyclase-modulating G protein-coupled receptor signaling pathway; cell surface receptor signaling pathway. Gene Ontology annotation, molecular function: peptide hormone binding; G protein-coupled peptide receptor activity; gastric inhibitory peptide receptor activity.
GCUAUAGACGCAGUUGGUGAUGGAAUACCCUUGACUGCCCAUUUAUCCGCCUGGAAACUUCAAUUGCACCCGGCCGUCCAGUCAAAAGCGCGCAAGGCUUUCACUACACCUGCAAAGCCCUACUGCAAUUGAAUUACAAAGUUGCCAUAGAAGGUCUGGAGUGGUAAAUAACGCUUUGACUUAACAGGACUAAAGUCACAUGAAGCAUUUGGAUAGAAAACUGUUCUCCGUUCAAUACUCGUCAUACUCUUCAACCGCGUGAUGGGGCCGCUGCUGUGGGCUUCUGAGGGGAGCCCCCUGAUUGGUCAGGCCCGGUGACGACAGUGGGACCUUUGAGAUGACCAUCCCCACUCCUGCGUCGGCACUGGUCUGAGUGAUGAAGAUUACGACCAACACUGGCCUCUUCGUCUUCCUCACUCUGUCUGUGCUCUGCAGAAUUAAGUCAGCGUGUGGGAAGACUGUAAAGGACACAGUGCAUGAAUGGAACCUAUACAGGAACGAAUGUCUGCACAAGAUCAGCACCGACCCCAAGCCACCAGGUCUGGUGUGUGGUCGUAUGUUCGACAUGUACGCCUGCUGGGCAGAUGGUCUGCCCAACACCACCGUCAAAGUGCCCUGCCCCUGGUACCUUCCAUGGUAUGACCAAGUGCGGAAUGGCUUUGUGUUGCGGGAGUGUGGGGCAGACGGCCAGUGGGCCAACAACAACACCAGUCGCACCUGGAGGGACCACUCCCAGUGCAAUGACGACGGAAGCCAACAGAGGGCGCAGGAGAACCAGAUGAUGGUGCUGGCCUACUUCAGGGUCAUGUACACAGUGGGCUACUCACUGUCACUGGCCAGUCUCUCGCUCGCUCUCAUCAUCCUCCUCAUCUUCAGGAAACUGCGCUGCACCCGGAACUUCAUCCACACCAACCUGUUUGCCUCCUUCAUCCUGCGGGCCGUGUCCAUCCUCACGCGAGAUGCCCUUCUCACCAGAGACGCACCCCAGUUCAGGGACAACAGAGAUGUGUCCAACAUGCUGAGCGACAAGGCUCUGUUGGGGUGCCGCGUGGCCCAGGUGCUGAUGCAGUACUGUGUGGGGGCCAACUACUAUUGGCUACUGGUAGAGGGGCUCUACCUGCACAACCUGCUGGUGCUCAUGGUCUUCUCUGAGAACAGCUACUUCUGCGGAUACCUCAUCAUCGGCUGGGGGACUCCUGUGCUGUUUGUGGCACCCUGGAUUGUUAUGAGAUAUUAUUAUGAAAACACCAGGUGCUGGGAGAUCAAUGAAAACAUGGCAUACUGGUGGAUCAUCAGGACGCCGAUCCUCCUGGCUAUUCUGGUCAAUUUUUUCAUAUUUAUUAGGAUUAUCCUAAUCCUCAUCUCCAAGAUGAAAGCACACCAAAUGAGGUACACCGAUUACAAGUUCAGGUUGGCCAAGUCCACCCUGACCCUGAUCCCACUGCUGGGGAUCCAUGAGGUGGUGUUCGCCGUCAUGACGGAGGAACAGACGGAAGGGACACUAAGGAACAUCAACCUGUUCUUCGAGCUCUUCUUCAACUCCUUUCAGGGUUUCCUUGUGGCCAUCCUUUACUGUUUUGUGAACAAAGAGGUCCAAUCGGAGAUCAAGAAGAAGUGGCAGCGAUGGCGGCUUGGCAUCAGCGUGCUGGACGACCAACGCAACACGGGCAGCCACACGCCCCAGGGUGGUGCCAUCACCGGGCACCUCUGCCACCACAACCCCCCAUGCCAGCCAGAGUGUCCCCAGGGCUGUGCUGCCGACCCCCAGGCCCUCGCCACCCAACCCGCCCAGCUCAACCACCACCACCACCACCACCCAGGGGCCAAGAAAGGGAAGGCAUACUGCUACAUUUCUGCUCGCAAGCAGGCCAUGAACGGACUGGAUGGGCAGGUGACGGGCACUGGAGACGGAGGAGGGGGAGGGGGAGGAGGAGGGGACAGGGUGAUCAAGUACUCGGAGAGCUACUGCUGA